CCACUCCCUCUCUCCUUGGCUGCCCCAGACACAUCUUCCACUGGCGUCCACCGCGAGGGACAUGGCGAGGCUCAGCUGGGGGUACGGCGAGCACAACGGUCCUAUUCAUUGGAAUAAAUUUUUCCCCAUUGCUGAUGGUGAUCAGCAAUCUCCAAUUGAGAUUAAAACCAAAGAAGUGAAGUAUGAUUCCUCGCUUCGACCUCUGAGUAUCAAGUAUGACCCCACCUCAGCUAAAAUCAUCAGCAAUAGUGGUCAUUCCUUCAACGUUGACUUUGAUGACACGGAGGACAAAUCAGUUCUGCGUGGGGGUCCUCUCACUGGAAACUAUAGGUUACGACAGUUCCAUCUUCACUGGGGGUCCAAUGAUGAUCAUGGCUCGGAGCAUGUGGUGGACGGCAUGAGGUAUGCUGCAGAGCUUCAUGUUGUCCAUUGGAAUUCAGACAAAUACCCCAGCUUUGUAGAGGCAGCUCAUGCGCCAGAUGGACUAGCUGUCCUGGGAGUGUUUUUAAAGACUGGUGAACACAACCCUCAGCUACAAAAGGUUACUGACAUUUUGGAUUCUAUUAAAGAAAAGGGUAAGCAAACUCGAUUCACAAAUUUUGACCCAUUAUCUCUACUUCCAUCCUCCUGGGACUACUGGACAUAUCCUGGUUCUCUGACAGUUCCACCUCUUCUCGAAAGCGUCACAUGGAUUGUUUUAAAACAACCAAUAAACAUCAGCUCUCAACAGCUGGCCAAAUUCCGAAGCCUUCAGUGCAGCAGGGAGGGUGAAGCAGCCGCCUUUCUGUUGAGCAAUCACCGUCCACCACAGCCCCUGAAGGGCCGCAGAGUGAGAGCCUCUUUCCAUUGACUGUGGGUGCCAGCGAGUUGCUGCAGAAAUGGCUGUGGAAAGGCAGCAAACAAAAUACAACACAAAAAGCCUUAUUAACUCUUCUUUCCUAGGUUUGUAAUGAUGGAUGCCACUUGACUCUGCAUCACAAGGCAAAUCAGAUGUCUUUUAAGUAAACCAAACUAGUUCAUCUGUCCCAGAUUUGCCCCCAUGGUCAUUCAGGUGUUCAACAGUAUUUGAAGUUUAUUAAAACAAUACAUCUGCUUCAACCUUCAUCAACAUGUAGCUGACUUUAGGAGCCCCAGGGUGGACUAAAAUCUCUACCUUGACAGACUCACUCCACCUCACCUCUCCACAAUGUUUGCUGCAAAGCUUAACUUCAUUUCCAGAAUGAUUUGAUAUAAUUUCCAGAUUGGGAUAACUUUUGCUAAAGAACUGGUUUCUUUUUCAUGUUGUGAGACUUGUUCAAAUUUAUCAGAAGUAGGCAUUUCCUUUUAAAGUGGAUUUCUUCUACAAUUAUACUGCUUAUUGUCAUGAGAUAAUUUGGAUGCGAUUCAGAAUAGGAGAGUUAUGGCGAUGUGGAGUAGAGUUGCUUUGUGUAUUAACAACUUGUACCAUACAUCACAUUCACUUGGUAGUGUUGAUGAUGAGCUGUCUAAUAAAGUACUGGAUAAUACCAAAUUAUAGCAUUAACUAACAGACUACACAUUACGGACUAAACAAAGCUGCUCAUGACUGUGAUGAAUGGUUGCCUUCUUUUGCCCUGUGUUUUGACAACAAAUCAGGGAACAAUCCUGUAUGGGUCAACUUUUCAUCCAUUGGUGAAAAUAAAAAAAAAUUACUUCAGUCUCCUAUAAAUACACUCUUGUACAUAAACCCUUUGUCCUAACUGAUUGAAUGGCUUAGCUGGCUGUCAUCUCAGGAGACAGAGAUCUGGAGGAUCACCGUUUGAGGCAAACCCCUGCAAAAAGUUAUUAAAAGCCCCCAUCCUAAGAAAUAAGCUCAGAGUCAUGGUUCCAGUCACACAAGAGGCUACAGGUAGGAGCAUUAUAGUCUGAGGCAGGCCCUGGGUAAAUGCAUAAGACUGUACCUGAAAAAUAACAAAAGUGGAAAAAAGAGUUGGGACGAUAGCCUGCCAGUGAAUGAAAGGACAUGCGUUCAAACCCCCACUACUACCUAAAUACUCACCCUUUACCACGGCAGAUUUCAUAUUUCUUCAAUACAUGUUCCUUGGUCUCUUAAGAGA
Molecule: messenger RNA, 2075 nt
Organism: Dipodomys ordii (Ord's kangaroo rat)
Lineage: Eukaryota; Metazoa; Chordata; Mammalia; Rodentia; Heteromyidae
Gene: Ca13
Product: carbonic anhydrase XIII
Exons: 7
Coding region: 62-850 (262 amino acids)
Cellular component (GO): cytoplasm
Molecular function (GO): zinc ion binding; carbonate dehydratase activity
Source: RefSeq, a predicted model, not a curated record